Molecule: messenger RNA, 4537 nt
Organism: Mesitornis unicolor (brown roatelo)
Lineage: Eukaryota; Metazoa; Chordata; Aves; Mesitornithiformes; Mesitornithidae
Gene: IGF1R
Product: insulin-like growth factor 1 receptor
Exons: 21
Biological process (GO): positive regulation of kinase activity; glucose homeostasis; regulation of JNK cascade
Cellular component (GO): insulin receptor complex; membrane; axon
Molecular function (GO): ATP binding; insulin receptor activity; insulin receptor substrate binding
Source: RefSeq, a predicted model, not a curated record
GGGCUUCUGCUCGUCUUCGCCGCACUUUGUCUGUGGCCAACAAAUGGGGAAAUUUGCGGGCCAAAUGUUGACAUUCGCAAUGAUAUCCAUGAGCUGAAACGCCUGGAGAACUGUACGGUGAUUGAAGGUUUCCUUCAGAUUCUGCUCAUCCCUAAAGCAGAGGAUUACCGCAACUUCCGCUUCCCAAAGCUCACCGUCAUCACUGACUAUUUGCUGCUGUUCCGGGUGGCGGGCUUGGAAAGCCUCAGCGAUCUCUUCCCCAACCUCACAGUCAUUCGUGGAAGGAACCUCUUCUACAACUAUGCCUUGGUUAUCUUUGAAAUGACAAAUCUUAAAGAGAUUGGACUUCACAACUUGAGGAACAUAACCCGCGGGGCCAUCCGGAUUGAGAAGAACUCUGACCUGUGUUACCUCUCCACGGUGGACUGGUCUCUCAUCCUCGAUGCGGUGUCCAAUAACUACAUCGUUGGGAAUAAACCUCCAAAGGAGUGUGGGGACUUGUGUCCAGGAACGAUGGAAGAGAAGCCGUUGUGUGAGAAGACGUCUAUUAACAACGAGUACAACUACCGCUGCUGGACCACCAACCACUGCCAGAAAACGUGCCCCAGCUCAUGUGGCAAGCGAGCCUGUACAGACCAGAAUGAGUGUUGCCAUCCCGAAUGCCUGGGGAGCUGCACAGCACCCGACAACAACACCGCUUGCGUGGCCUGCCGCAACUACUACUACGAGGGUGUCUGCAUGCCCACCUGCCCUCCCAACACCUACAAGUUCGAGGGCUGGCGCUGUGUCACUAAAGAGUUCUGCUCCAAAGUCCCUGCCACCGAAACGAGUGAAUACGAGAGGUUUGUGAUCCACAACGACGAGUGCAUGGCAGAGUGUCCCUCUGGAUUCAUUCGCAACGGGAGCCAAAGCAUGUUCUGCAGCCCCUGUGAGGGGCCCUGCCCCAAAAUUUGUGAGGAUGGGAAAACAAAGACCAUCGACUCUGUCACAUCAGCACAAAUGUUGCAGGGAUGCACAAUUCUCAAGGGAAAUCUCCUGAUUAACAUCCGUCGUGGAAAUAACAUUGCCUCAGAGCUGGAGAAUUUUAUGGGUCUGAUUGAGACAGUGACAGGGUACGUGAAGAUUCGCCAUUCCCAUGCGUUAGUCUCCCUGUCUUUCCUGAAGAACCUGCGGUAUAUUCUGGGAGAGGAACAGGUGGACGGGAAUUAUUCCUUCUACGUGCUUGACAACCACAAUCUGCAGCAGCUGUGGGACUGGAACCAUCAUAACUUGACGAUCAAGGAGGGGAAAAUGUACUUUGCGUUUAAUCCCAAGCUGUGUGUUUCUGAGAUUUACCGAAUGGAGGAAGUCUCGGGAACCAAGGGACGACAGAGCAAAGGAGACAUAAAUCCAAGGAACAAUGGGGAGAGAGCCUCUUGUGAAAGCCACAUUCUGCGUUUUGUUUCCAACACUACACUCAAGAAUCGGAUUAAACUAACAUGGGAACGGUAUCGCCCUCCGGAUUACAGAGAUCUCAUUAGCUUCACUGUUUACUACAAAGAAGCACCUUUCAAAAACGUGACAGAGUACGAUGGGCAAGAUGCGUGUGGCUCCAACAGCUGGAACAUGGUCGACGUUGACCUGCCACCGAACAAAGAGAACAAUCCUGGAAUUUUGCUGCAGGGACUGAAACCUUGGACUCAAUACGCCAUUUACGUCAAGGCUGUCACCCUCACCAUGAUGGAAAACCAUCACAUUCAUGGAGCUAAAAGUGAAAUUGUGUAUAUACGAACCAAUGCUGCAGUGCCAUCCAUUCCCUUGGAUGUUAUUUCAGCAUCCAACUCCUCAUCCCAACUGAUUGUGAAAUGGAAUCCUCCCUCUCUUCCCAAUGGCAACCUCUCGUACUACAUCGUGCGAUGGCAGCAGCAACCUCAGGACAGUUACCUUUACAGGCACAAUUACUGCUCCAAAGAUAAAGUCCCAAUUCGAAGAUACGCUGAUGGGACCAUUGAUACAGAAGAAGCUACUGAACCCACCAAGCCAGAGGGCUGCGGGGGAGAAAAAGGACCUUGCUGUGCUUGUCCCAAGACAGAGGCAGAAAAGCAAGCUGAGAAGGAGGAAGCAGAGUACCGGAAAGUCUUUGAGAACUUCCUUCACAACUCCAUCUUUGUCCCCAGACCUGAUCGGAAGCGGAGGGACGUGUUCCGAAUCGCCAACGCCACUUUGGCCACUCGAAACAGGAACGCGACGGGGACGGAUCACUUCACCAACGCCUCUGACGCAGAGGAGAGUGAGGUGGAAUACCCCUUCUUUGAGACCAAAGUGGAUGGCAAGGAGAGGACUGUGAUCUCCCAUCUCCAGCCUUUUACUCUUUACCGCAUCGAUAUUCACAGCUGCAACCACGAAGCUGACACGCUUGGUUGUAGCGCUUCCAACUUUGUCUUUGCAAGAACCAUGCCUUCAGAGGGAGCAGAUAACAUUCCAGGAACAGUAGCGUGGGAAGCAAAGGAAGAAAAUAGCGUCUACCUGAAGUGGUUGGAGCCUGCAAAUCCGAAUGGGCUGAUACUGAUGUAUGAAAUCAAAUAUGUGCAGCAUGGAGAGGAGAAGCGGGAAUGUGUUUCCAGACAGCAGUACAAGAAGCUUGGAGGAGCUAAACUCACUCACCUGAACCCUGGAAACUAUUCUGCUAGAGUUCAGGCCACUUCGUUGGCUGGAAACGGGUCAUGGACUGAGCCAGUCUUUUUCUAUGUGCAACCCAAAUCAGCAAACUAUGGAAACUUCCAGCUCUUGAUAAUUGUGCUCCCUAUUGCUUUCCUGCUCAUCAUCGGGGGCUUACUGAUAAUGCUGUACGUCUUUAACAAAAAGAGGAACAGUGACAGACUGGGUAAUGGAGUACUUUACGCUUCUGUGAACCCGGAGUACUUCAGUGCUUCAGAUGUGUAUGUUCCAGACGAAUGGGAGGUGCCCCGUGAGAAGAUCACCAUGUGUCGGGAGCUUGGGCAAGGCUCCUUUGGAAUGGUGUACGAGGGAAUAGCCAAGGGAGUGGUGAAGGAUGAGCCGGAGACCAGGGUGGCCAUCAAGACUGUCAAUGAGUCUGCAAGCAUGCGUGAGAGGAUAGAGUUCCUAAACGAGGCCUCGGUGAUGAAGGAGUUCAAUUGUCACCACGUGGUUCGGCUGCUUGGUGUUGUUUCUCAGGGCCAGCCUACGCUGGUUAUCAUGGAGCUGAUGACACGUGGGGACCUCAAAAGUUACCUGAGAUCAUUGAGGCCAGACACAGAGAGUAAUCCUGGCCAGUCACCUCCAACUCUGAAGAAGAUGAUUCAGAUGGCAGGGGAGAUUGCUGAUGGGAUGGCAUACCUCAACGCCAACAAGUUUGUUCACAGAGACCUUGCUGCGAGAAACUGCAUGGUGGCAGAAGACUUCACCGUGAAAAUUGGAGAUUUUGGCAUGACAAGAGAUAUCUACGAGACAGAUUAUUAUCGUAAAGGAGGGAAGGGUUUGCUGCCUGUCCGCUGGAUGUCCCCAGAAUCACUGAAAGAUGGAGUCUUCACAACGCACUCCGAUGUCUGGUCUUUUGGUGUUGUACUGUGGGAGAUCGCAACGCUAGCAGAGCAGCCAUACCAAGGCAUGACCAAUGAACAAGUGCUGCGCUUCGUGAUGGAAGGAGGUCUGCUGGAGAAACCAGACAACUGUCCCGAUAUGCUGUUUGAACUGAUGCGCAUGUGCUGGCAGUACAAUCCGAAAAUGCGGCCCUCCUUCCUGGAGAUCAUUGGUAGCAUCAAAGACGAGCUGGAUCCAGCAUUCAAAGAGGUCUCCUUCUUCUACAGUGAAGAGAACAAGCCUCCGGACACAGAGGAGCUUGACCUGGAGACUGAAAACAUGGAGAGCAUUCCUUUAGAUCCCUCCUCCACCCUCCAACCCACUGACAAGCACUCAGGACACAAAGCCGAGAACGGCCCGGGCGUGGUGGUCCUUCGGGCCAGCUUCGAGGAGAGACAGCCGUACGCACACAUGAACGGGGGACGCAAGAACGAGAGGGCCUUACCGCUGCCCCAGUCUUCGGCCUGCUGAUCCUUGGAACCAGAGUCUCACAGAAAUGAAACACAGAGAAACACACGCAUUGGGGGAAGAAAAACAAACAGAAAAUUACAAUAUAUUCAAAAGCCUACUGUACCUCAGUGGAUCUUCAGAACUGCCAUAGCUGCACUUGGGAGAACCCUUUUUUCAGUAAACAAGUUAUCGUAUUUUUUUCUUUUUUCAAUAUGCAAGCAGAUGUUUGUUUCAGUACAGGACUCCAUUCAUGGGGCACACAGUUGGCCUUUUAAAACUCUAAUGUUAACACUUAAUAGCAACAGAAAACUUGAGAUCUGAUGUCUCUCUCUCUCUCCUCUUUCCUCUCUCUUCUCUCUCUCUCUUUCUGUCUCUCUUUGCUUCAUAAUGGGAAACAUAUCUGCGUGCAAGUUCAACCGUACAGCACUUUUAUCAGAUCAAAGAUAUCGCAGGCCAGGUGGCUCCCCGAUACCCUUGCAGGCACCUGCCUAACACUGUAGGUCUUUAU